GCGGCGCCGGGGACGCGCUCCCCCGGUCACAUGCUCCCUGAAAGGUGUGGGGGAGGAGCUACAUCUGUCCCUCUGCUGUCAUGGCGGCGGCAAUGCUGAAGCUCAGUACGCGGUUGGCCCUGGUGACAGGCGGUGGCAGUGGGAUCGGGCGAGCUGUGUGCCAGCGGUUCGCUAAAGAGGGAGCCUUGGUGGCAGUGGUGGAUAUCAAUGAAGGAGCGGCUGCUGAGACCCUGCGGAGCCUGUCCUCCAAUCAACAGCAGCACUCUGUGUUUGUCACGGACGUGACCUCCUCUGAUAGUGUCCACAAGCUUGUGGCUGACAUUCAGACACAGUUUUCUCGUCCUCCGUGUGUAGCAGUGAACUGUGCGGGCGUCACCAUGGAUGGCUUACUCCUGAAGAUGCAGGAAGAAGCUUUCGACCAGGUUUUAAAGGUUAAUUUGAAGGGUACGUUCCUGGUGACUCAGGCGAUUGCCAAGGCGAUGGUUGCCAGCGGUGCUAAGAAGGGCUCCAUCAUUAAUGUGGGGAGCAUUGUGGGUAAGGUGGGAAAUAUGGGACAGACAAAUUACACAGCAUCGAAAGCUGGAGUGGUGGCCCUGACGAAGACCAGUGCAAAAGAACUGGCCAGGUUCGGAAUCAGGUGCAACACUGUCCUCCCAGGAUUCAUUGAUACACCAAUGGCAGCGAAAGUCCCUCAGAAAGUGCUGGACACGGUUUUGCGGCUGGUGCCCCUGGGACGACUAGGAGAUCCUUCCGAGGUGGCUGCCGUUUGUUCCUUCUUGGCCUCUGACGACAGCAGCUACAUCACAGGAGCCAGCCUGGAGGUGACAGGAGGACUUUUCAUGUGACGAUCGAACAAGGUACAGGAGGCCGAGGGAACGCAUGGCCAGACCUGGCAACACUGGGACAUCUCUCUCAGGUUCGGCUUGCGGACCUGCUCCCCCCUCCCUCGCCACCCACAAUCGCACUGGGAUCCUGUUCUCUGAGAGCUGCCCGCUCUCUCUUCACCCAAGUGCCUAUUCUCCAGCUUUGCCUAAACAGCGAGUGUCACAGGAACCUCUGGCUCUGGCCGGAUGCAUAUUAUAGAAGGAGUGGUGACAAUCAGUGGGGCAGGAACCUGGCCUAAUGUAACCUCCACCAUCCCCUCGGCAUAAACCAAGGGCCGAGCUUGCUGGUAAGCCCUCUGAACUACCACAGUUAACUGCAGCAAUAGCUAGCUCCUGGCGGUGUAUUAUUGAGAGAACAGGGCUUGUGAUGAGAAACCCAAGCCUGGGAAGAUGAUCUGCUGAACCAUGAUCCACAACGCAGUUCAGUUCUUUCCAAUCUACCUACAAACAGGCCGUGUGAUCUGCAGUCACAGAUAUACAACACAUCCCAUUGUCUUGGGGAGCACCUUUAUAAAAUUGCGUGUGAGGGCAGCCGAUGAUUUUAGGGUGGGUAUCCAGUCAAGCCAAAACCACUCUGGCUCCCACGUUAUUUCCUGUGCCUUUGGUGCCUCGAUAAUAAUGACCUGCCACAACUUGCUGUACAAUUAUGAAAUUUUAUUAUCAAAACAGUGACAAUAAAUUCAUCAAUGGACUGAAA
Molecule: messenger RNA, 1581 nt
Organism: Carcharodon carcharias (great white shark)
Lineage: Eukaryota; Metazoa; Chordata; Chondrichthyes; Lamniformes; Lamnidae
Gene: hsd17b8
Product: hydroxysteroid (17-beta) dehydrogenase 8
Exons: 9
Coding region: 81-845 (254 amino acids)
Molecular function (GO): oxidoreductase activity, acting on the CH-OH group of donors, NAD or NADP as acceptor
Source: RefSeq, a predicted model, not a curated record